UAACAAGCGCUCCACACUAUAUAUAGACAUUCCUUUCCUAGCUGGAGUGAUCAUCCAAAAAAUUCAUUUGAGGAAAUCAUGAGAAGUCUUUACUUUUAUUUCAGCCUCAGUCUCCUCUUAUUCCUGCAACAAUGCCAUGCUUCCCAGUCAGAGAAACAUGGAGCUUACAUAGUGUACAUGGGAUCCUCACUUUCUGCUGAUGGAUCCCCAAGAAACGAUUACAUCCAACUCCUGAGCUCCUUGACGAAUAGGAAGAACAACCCUGUCAUACACACCUACAGUAGUGGUUUCUCUGGGUUUGCAGCUCAUUUAUCAGAUGAAGAAGCAAAGUCGAUAGAGCAAAUGCCUGGAGUUGUGUCUGUAUUUCCAGAUCCAGUUUUACAGCUUCACACAACUCAUUCUUGGAAAUUUUUGAAGCACCAAGCUUCUUCGUUGAUUGAUUCCAUUCCAGCUUAUCCUUCAGGCUCAGGCGCUUCUUCAAAUGAAACCGACACCAUCAUUGGUUUCUUGGACUCAGGAAUUUGGCCUGAAUCUAUGAGUUUCGAUGACAAAGAUGUAGGCGAAAUCCCACGAAGGUGGAAAGGAAAAUGCAUGGCAGGCAUAAACUUCACAGCCAGCAACUGCAACAAGAAAUUGAUUGGCGCUAGAUAUUACAAAUAUAUGAAGAGCACGCCUAGAGACGCAGAUGGCCAUGGCUCACAUGUGGCCUCCACAGCAGCUGGAAGUCCAGUUCCUGGGGCAUCAUACUAUGGCCUUGCUAAAGGGACUGCGAUAGGGGGCUCAACUAGCUCAAGAAUUGCCUCAUACAAAGUUUGUGGAGUUUUUGGUUGCGCAGGGUCAGAUAUUCUCAAAGGAUUUGAUGAUGCAAUUGGUGAUGGUGUUGAUGUUCUAUCAUUGUCCUUGGGUUCAGAUCCAAGAAAGGAGGAUUUGAUCAAAGAUCCUCUAGCUAUCGGAUCAUUUCAUGCAAUGGAGAAGGGCAUUAUUGUGGUAUGUUCUGCAGGAAAUGACGGUCCUUCAGCAUCAUCUGUUGUAAACACUGCUCCUUGGAUAUUAACAGUCGCUGCCACCACCAUUGAUCGUGAUUUUGAAGCCCAGAUCCUGUUAGGAGGAAACAAAACCAUUAAGGGAGGAGCUCAGCAAAGUCCAACUCCAGCGAUGACAAUGUUGCGAGGUACAGUGCUGAUAAAAAAACCUCUCAGUGUUCCUCUAUGUUCGUAUCAUGCUAACAUUGUACCUCACAAUAAAUGCCUUCUCAGACGCUGCGUCCCAGGAUAUUUGGACAAGGACAAGGUGAAGGGAAAAAUUGUCCUAUGUGAAAACAAUCCACAAGAAGAAGGAUCACUCUAUAAUCUGUUGAUGAAGAGAAUUUCCCUGAUGAGCCAAGGCGCACUUGGGGUGAUAAUAGUUGACAAUAUCCUGAGGCAGAUACCACAAAAUUGUCUAAGUGAUCCAAUUUCAAUUGUGACUGAAGAAGAUAAAGUUACCAUACUAUCUUAUAUCAACUCGAGCAGAAAUCCAGUGGCAACAAUUCUACAAACUGUUGUGACUCUAAAUUACAAGCCAGCUCCAGUCAUUGCCGGCUUUUCUUCAACCGGCCCUGUACCCGGCAACAAAAAUCUUAUCAAGCCGGACAUUGCAGCACCAGGUGUAGCCAUUCUUGCAGCAUGGACCGCAGAUGACGAGCAAGAGACUCUCCCUGGAAGGAAACCGCCAGUCUAUGUCUUAGAGUCAGGCACAUCCAUGUCUUGCCCUCAUGUUUCAGGGCUGGCUGCAUCAGUCAAGUCUCAGCAUCCCACUUGGAGUCCCUCAGCUAUCAGAUCAGCUAUCAUGACAACAGCAAUACAAACAGACAACUUACAAACCCCAAUCAAAACAAUGAAGGGAUCAAUUGCCACCCCUUAUGAAAUUGGUGCCGGGGUUAUAACUAUAUCGCGUCCACUGCAGCCAGGCCUCAUCUAUGAGACUGGAAUCAUUGACUACCUACAAUUUCUAUGCAACAAUGGUUACAAUGCAGAUAAGAUUAAGAAAAUUUCGCACGUUGUCCCCAGUAACUUCACGUGCUCCAGUAACUCAAGUGAUUCAAUCUCCAACAUGAACUACCCUUCAAUAGCCAUAUCCAACUUAAAACAAAAUGACAUCAAGACUGUGGUCAGAACUGUAGCUAAUGUCGGCGAGGAAGAUUCAAAGUACACAGCAGUUGUGGAGGCUCCUUGUAAUGUGCAUGUUGAAGUGGUUCCGAGUAAAUUGGAGUUCUCAAAGGGCAUUAAGAAGUUAAGCUAUCAAGUGAAGUUUAAACUCACUGCAGCUUCCAAGAAAGACAUUUUUGGCUCAAUUACAUGGAGUAACACCAAAUACAAAGUUCGGAGCCCAUUUGUUGUAGCCAAAGCUUGAACACAAAUAGCUGAUGAUAGAGGUAACCAAAAGGACAACAGCUCAUUCAACAAAGGGAAAUGCCAUGAAAUAACAACUGCUAAUCAAACCAGUUGUAUCUAUGUAAUGUAAUGAUAGUAAGAUUUCAAA
Andrographis paniculata is the source of this 2520-nucleotide messenger RNA. RefSeq names its product CO(2)-response secreted protease-like. NCBI's taxonomy places the organism in Eukaryota, Viridiplantae, Streptophyta, Magnoliopsida, Lamiales, Acanthaceae. The record is from RefSeq and is a predicted model, not a curated record. The transcript is spliced from 9 exons. Gene Ontology annotation, molecular function: serine-type endopeptidase activity. The coding region runs from base 79 to 2391 and encodes 770 amino acids. Gene Ontology annotation, biological process: proteolysis.